UUUCGUGAUACUUUAGGUCGUUAUUUUUUAUAACACACACGCGUGAACUGGAAUUAGCACUCUCAGCCAAUCGGCUCGCAUCUUACAAGGCGGCCGACGGUUAUCCUUCUCGCCCAAUCAGCGAGGGCGUUGUUUCCAGGGAGCUGUUCUUUGGCGCGGGUUUGCUUGAUUGUUUUGAAUCCUUUUCCUGGUCAGUUUUUGUUUUUACACAUCAGGAGUAUGUUCUUGUCUUGUUGGAUUUACUUUUAGUGUGGUCUCAGUCCUCGCUUUACGAUGAAGCUGCAGUGCGAGGCUGAAGUGAUCAAUCGGAUGCUGCCGACCUACGGGGUGAGAAGCCGCGGAAAGGGGACGAGAGCCGUGCUGUCGAUUGGGAGACACCUGGACAAAACCACCACGAUCAACAACGUCUAUCUGAUGAUCUGCACGCUGAGGGACAAGGCUGGUUCCAAAUACAAGUUAAAAGAGAACAUAGAGCAGUUCUUCACCCGAUUCGUUGAAGACGGAAAGGCUACGAUAAGGCUGAAGGAACCUGCGGUUGAUGUCUGUCUGAGCAAGGCAGAUGCUAACAACCUGAAGAAUUUUCUUUCUGCAGCCAGGCUGGCUCACAGAGGUGCUGAUUUAGAUACAUUACCCUUGUCAACUCUCACUUCUGUCAGGGCCCGGGAUGUGGAGAAACCAAAGAGCAAGCUUACCAUCACAUCCAAAAAGGAUUACCCUCUGACCUCCGGUUUCCCUUACUCUCUGGAGCAGCUGCAAGUGUCCUACUGCAAGCUGUCCCGGGUGGACAUGCGCAUGCUGACGCUGAAGAAACUGCGCAAGCUGGAUCUCAGCAACAACCACAUCAAGAAACUUCCAGCCACCAUUGGGGACCUGAGCAGUCUGGCUGAACUGAUCCUGCACAACAACCACUUGGAGUCAUUCAGUGUAGAUCUGUGCCUCUCCACUCUGCAGAAAUCUCUCCAGUACCUGGACCUCAGUCAGAACCGGUUGCAUGGUCUCCCAGCCCAGUUCUGUCAGCUGCGUGAGCUGGUUCACCUGAAGUUGGAUGACAACCAGCUGGUUCGGCUGCCCUUCAGAAUUGGGCGGCUGUCUAAGCUACGCUUUCUUUCUGCUGCUCGCAAUCAGCUACCUUACUUGCCCAGUGAUUUCCGCAAGCUGUCACUGGAGAACUUGGACUUGUCUGGAAAUCCAUUCAGCCACCCCAACCCUCUAGAUCACACAAUACAGCUUAAAUUCCCUCUUCCUCUGCUUGAGAUGGCUGCAAGAACAACAGUUAACCAUAGAAUACCGUAUGGGCCUCACCUUAUUCCAGCUCACCUGUGCCACGAUCUAGAGGUGGCUAAAACCUGUGACUGUGGCAAAGCGUGCCUGAACUUCUUCAUCCAGACCUGCGUCGACAUGAACCUCCACCUCGUGUCCCACACGGUGGUGCUGGUGGACACGAUGGCAGGCACAGAGGCCCCUGUGCAGUGCCACUUCUGCUCCCUCACCUGCUACUCCGAAUUCCUUGACAAAUCCCUGCAGCGCAGCACCAGAUGACCCAGGAUACACAGCUACAGCGUGGUGGUUUUAACCCGACGGGCUGUGGAGCUAGUGAAUUCCCGUAACACUGAUGGCGGUGGUUUGGACAGCAUGUGAUAGUGUUAAGCUUACUUGUGUUUUCUAACCACACAUGAUGGGCCUGAAGCAUGGGCCGCACUAUGAAUGGACUCUUGUCUGUCUCCACAUAUAGUGCUUUUCAUGUGAUGUCCUCUGUGGAAGCCAAUACAUGUGAUUUUUAACACAAAAUGACUGUUCCUCGUCAUUCUUGGAGGUGAGGGGCAGUGGGUUUGUGAAUUGUAAAAAUGGACCUGCUAUCACUACAGAGAAAACCUGUUUAAGAAGGAUUGUUUGCAAUUAAAGCUUUAGUACAAGGCUGUAGGGUUCAGCUGAUGUAUAUAUUGUAAAGCUGUUGGGCUUUUUCUGGAUGAUGUGGAUUUUUAAACGUCUGUUUCUGUCCCUUUUUAAUGUCUGUCUACUCCCAUUCAAGAGCAUGUGAAGAAAAUAAUCACUGAUUUGACUUGUCUAGCUGAAAUGGAACAUCGUAUUUUAGAGUUGUGAAAAAGCAGAAGUAAUUGCUUUUAUGGGAAGUUGCAGAGGUAUAUAACAUUUGAAGAAAAAUAAUUUAGCCCAUAAAAUACAGCUGAAAAAGCAUCAGUUAGGAAUAAACACCUGACAGAGAACAAGACCUCUGUUAAACUGUGAGAUUCUUUGGGCCUGCCAGUUUUAACAGCAGCUUAAGAGGUCCUAUUGGAACAGCUAGCUACAAUGCAACCUUUUGGAUUUUUUUAGUAUUUCUAGCACUGCAUUGGAAUUUUUCAACUAGUUUCUGUGUUUCUCUGCCAGCAUCAAAUGAAGGGUUCGAUAUUGUUACCUCAUUUACUAUUUUAAAGAGUAUAUGCAAUCACUUUCAGACCCUUAUUCUUAUUUCCCAGCAUGAGCAACAUCUAUUUUUAUCCUUCCUAGGAAAACAGUGAUGGUGUACUUCUGCAUUUUCCAGUUGUGAAGGUCUGAGAUCUUAGAGGUACAAUUAUUGCUUUAUGUUGACUACGUGAUCUACUUUGAAAAAUCUGUAAAAUUAGACAUUGUUUUGGUGAAGGUGUUUAAGUGGAGUCGGUAUAUGUAAGGAUGCAACAUUACCGACAAUGUUCAUGUGCAUUACAAGACCUGCAAUACCACUGAAAUCCGCCUAGGUGGCACUCAUUCAUCACGGGUCCCUUACAAACAGUAUGCAAGGCGCUUGAAAAUGGGACCUUCAAUAAAGUUUUUUCGGUAUAUUGCUUUAAAAAAGUGUUGUAGGUCUCUUUUUUUAAAUAAUGAUUAUAUACUGAGAGGCACUGAAAAAAGGCCCCUCAUUAUAUAAUAUUGUACAAUGUGCAUAUGAAAUGUGAAUAGGUUUUGUUUGUUAUGAAAAUGUUUUAUGGUAUUUCUGAAUAUUAAAGAUUUCUGCUGUCCUUGAAGAAUUCAUAAAUUGUUAAGGAUAACACCUUUUAAAUGACUGUCACUAUUUUUUUCUUAAUGUGAAAAGUAUGUUUAUCCUUGAACACUAUGAUUGUUACCACUGAAUGUCACAGCACAACAAUGCAAUGGUUUUAUAUACCAAAAAAUCCAUUUCUAUUUUGCAAUCCAAUUAAAUACUGUUAUACUUUGGUUUAAAAUGAACACUUCAAAAGUGAAGUGGCUUUUAAUGCUACUCCUUUAUGGUGAAAAAAAGUGAUGGCUAACAAACUCAUGUCACACUGAUAGUAUCCUUUUUUGUGAUUUGUUUGAGAAGAAAUCUUUUUCUACACACUGAGUACUGCUUCUUUUUAAAACAGUUGAAGGCUGACACCACUAAAUGUAUUUUAAGCAGUUUUUGGAUGCUAUGCAGUUGAACCACAACCUGACUCAUGAGAUUAGCCUGUUUUCUAAUACAUUUUACUCCAAAUUAAUUUUUGUUUUGAGUGACCUUCUGUUUUAAGACAUUACCUCAUCUGAAUAGAAAAUGAACCCAAACCUAUUUUCAUUCCUUUUGUUUCCCAGGGGAAAUAUCAGUACAUGUCCAAAGUUGUUUUCAGAUUGAGUUUGGGAGGUACGAUUUAGCCUGCAUGGUAACCAGAGAAUAAUGUUGUGAUAGAAAAUAUAAACUUUCUAAAUGGUUUGUCAUGGAUAAAACUGAAACUGUGUGCUGUACCCAUGGUAGUGAAAGAAUUUAAUAAAAACUGUUCCUGUA
This is a messenger RNA of Lepisosteus oculatus (spotted gar), 3751 nucleotides long. RefSeq names its product leucine rich repeat protein 1 (gene lrr1). Lineage: Eukaryota; Metazoa; Chordata; Actinopteri; Semionotiformes; Lepisosteidae. The record is from RefSeq and is a predicted model, not a curated record. Gene Ontology annotation, molecular function: protein binding.